AUGGGGAAGCCAGCUCAAUUUACAGUCCAGUUGGACACCAAGAAAAAUUUGCUGCCCUACAAUUACAUCAAGAAAGCUAACAGUAACAUAAUUUUGAUGCAACACUUACCCGAGGCAUUUAAUUUCUGGCUGAAAAUACCUGACGACAAACUCCGAGUGAUCAUGGAGGCCGCGGGCUACUUGGUGCAAGCAGCUGUUUUAUUGGAUGACGUACAAGACGGAACUCAAUACCGUCGCAACCUGCCCUCCACGGACAGAAUCUACGGCAUCCCAUUGUCAGUCAAUUCUUCCGUAUUCUGCUUGAUCGUCGCACUUGAGAAGCUUAAAAAUCUACAAAAUUCGGCAGUUUUUGAUAUUUAUUGCAAGGAAGUUAAGUCUGCUUUAGACGGAAUUGCGGCAGAUCUCUACUGGAGGGACGCCUUUGUUUGUCCAACUGAAGAUGAAUACAAGGCAAUGGUUAUAAAAAAAACUGGAUCGUACUUGUUAUUAAAGUUUGGCCUGAUGCAGGCGUUCAGUGCAAACCGAGGGGACUAUCAUGAGCUGCUAAACACCUUGGGUCUAUAUUACCAAAUCAGAGACGAGUAUAUUAAUCUCACGAAAUUGGAGGCGCUGGAAGGAAAAUCAAAUCAGCAUGAGCUCAUGGACCUGAAAAACUUAAUGUUUUGCGAAGACAUCACUGAAGGCCGGUUUACCUUUCCGCUCAUUCACGGCCUCAACUCCAGCGAGGGACCGACUAUUAGGAGUAUUCUAGUUCAGCGCACCAGUGACAGUAUAAUCAAGCAGCACUGUCUCUCCCUGCUGGAGAAGGUCGGCAGUUUGGACUACACCAGACGGACUCUACACGACCUCGACGGUGACUUGAGAGAACAGCACUGUCUCUCCCUGCUGGAGAAGGUCGGCAGUUUGGAUUACACCAGACGGACUCUUCACGACCUCGACGCUGACUUGAGAGAACAGGUACAUAAUAUCAGGUAUUCUAGUUCAGUGCACCAGUGA
Molecule: messenger RNA, 996 nt
Organism: Aricia agestis (brown argus)
Lineage: Eukaryota; Metazoa; Arthropoda; Insecta; Lepidoptera; Lycaenidae
Product: geranylgeranyl pyrophosphate synthase-like
Exons: 9
Coding region: 1-996 (331 amino acids)
Biological process (GO): isoprenoid biosynthetic process
Molecular function (GO): prenyltransferase activity
Source: RefSeq, a predicted model, not a curated record